Molecule: messenger RNA, 768 nt
Organism: Culex quinquefasciatus (southern house mosquito)
Lineage: Eukaryota; Metazoa; Arthropoda; Insecta; Diptera; Culicidae
Exons: 1
Coding region: 1-768 (255 amino acids)
Source: RefSeq, a predicted model, not a curated record
AUGACAUGUGCGGAGAACAAAAAGCUGGUGACGCAGAAGUCUGACCUGAACAAUAGGCUCAAACUGGCACAAAGCUACGCUGGCGUAGCUGGUGGAUCGUCUUCAACGCCCCAAGGUCAAAACCUCGGCGAAGAAGCUGCCGCAGCGCUCAUGCCGGUCUUCACAACACUAACAUCUGCACAAAACCAGGGGAAGAACACAACUACAACUGCUGUAUCUGAUGAAACCUCUGUGCCUCCAAAUGCUCCAGCAGCGUCGCCAGCAGCUCCUCUGGCUGCUGAUCUCCCUGCUGCCCCUCCAGCUGCUGAACAAGUACCUGCCUCUCCAACCAGCCCUCCAGCUGCCCCAGUAGCUGAUGACCUCAUCGCUGUUCCUAUGGAAACCACCACUGCAGAAGGACCACACACGCACAACCAAGAACCAUCAACUGCUGUGGAAAACGCGCUGCCAGCAGGUCAGGGCGUUGAUAGCAGCCUUGCUGAUGCGUCGAAGAGCACUGACCGCGAGAUCCCUGAAAACACACAAACCAACCUGGAGAUGCUGAGUGACCCCUCAACGAGUUACAGUGCAGCCGAACUCGCUCAGAGAGUUGAGUUCCUAGUACCACAGCUGCCCAUUCCAGACAUGGAAAUCUCCGAGGGAGAAAACACAAGCUACACUGGCAAUGAUACGGACAUCUCUGACUUGAGCACUUCAGCAGGGAACGGGUUCACCCCUGUAAAACCGAAGCGCAAAAGGGGAAGGCCGAAGAAGAUUCGGACCCAGUAG